CAGAUGAACACAUCACUACGGUGAUGUCUACGUUGACAGGACGGCUGCAGGAGUCCUGGGUAAAGCCCGUCCGCCCCGGCAUGGCAGCAGAACCUUCCCCCGGUCCCCGGGAACCCUCCCCCGGUCCCCGGGAACCUUCCCCCGGUCCCCCGGAGCGGUUCCUGCAGGAGGAGCUGGGCAGCGACCUGAAAUCCUCCAGGAAGGUGGAACAUCUGCUGCACAAGCUGAGAGACGAGAACGCAGCUCUGGAGGAACAGGUUCUGACGGUGUGCAGCUCCGUACCUCCUAAAGUGUCAGCAGCUCUGUCAGCUGCAGCCCAGGCCAGAUGUUCUCUGGAGGAUGUGCUGCAGAGAGAGCGAGGCAUCUCCAGCAGGCUGGAUCAGCACCUGCAGCGCGGCCGGCUGUGGGUGGACGAUCUGGGCCAGACGCUGAACCAAGUUGAUGCCAUAGAGAGACCCAUGAAGUACCUGCAGUGUCUGCAGCACAUAGAGGAGCUCAGCGCGUCCGUCCAGCAGUGUCUGAUGGUCAACAGCGUUUGGGACGCCAUCAAAGCCGUGGACAAGCUGGCGGCGCUGGACUCUGGACUGGGUCAGUCUGGCUGCCGUCACCUGCAGGACUUCCUCAGAGAAACCCUCUGUUUCUGGCACAACAUUGUCAAGGAUCGCCUGUCCAGUGAUUUUGAGAAGGUGCUGACUCAGCUCCAGUGGCCGAUCAUCUCGCCCUCCGGCCCGUCGCUGACGCCCACGCCCAACAGCCAGGAGAUCAGCAGCCAGCUAGAGGUGCUGGUGGCGCAGCUGCUGGCCCUGCAGACGUCUGAUGACCUCAUAUCUCAGAGGACGGCAGCUUCCUGUCAAAGCCAAGCUGCCGUCCAGACGGCGGCGGCGGCCGCGCCGCUAGCACCGGUCCCCGCCCUCUGUCUGCCCAUCCAGAUCAUGCUGCUGCCGCUCGCCAAGAGGUUCAGAUACCACUUCUAUGGAAACCGCCAGACCAACUCCCUCAGCAAGCCGGAGUGGUACCUCACUCAGGUUCUGCUGUGGAUCAGGAACAGCUCAAACUUCAUGGAGGAAAAGAUCCAGCCCGUGUUGGACCGAGCUGAUGCAAACAUCAGUGCCAAGGUGGAGUUGUGUCGAGGUCUGGUGUCUCUGGUCCAGGAGAAAGUAGCCGGCGACGCGUCCCGGAUGCUCUACGACGACGCGCUCUUCUGCCAUCUGGUGGAGGAGGUUCUGCAGUUCGAGAAGGAGCUGCGAGGCAACCAUUCCUACCCGGCCGUGUUCCCCGGGCUGCUGCACAUCCUGCUGGAUGACGCCGUCCUUCAGAAGUGGCUGGCUGUGGAGAAGAAGAUGGCCGUGGAGAAGAUGGACACCAUGCUGUCGUCAGAGGGAGCCUGGAGCUCCCAGUACAAAGACAUCAGCGACAUGGACGAGCUGAAGGCUCCAGACUGUGCUGAGACGUUCAUGACCCUGCUGCAGGUCAUCACUGAGCGGUACCGGGCCUUGCCAUGUCCGUCUGCACAGCUCAAGUUUCUGGGUCUGCAGAGGGAGCUGGUCGACGACUUCCGCAUCCGCCUCACUCAGGUGAUGAAAGAAGAGUCUCGCUGUCCGCUGGGCGUCCGUUACUGUGCCAUUCUUAACGCAGUGAAUUACGUUUCUACCAUCCUGAGAGACUGGGGGGACGAUGUGUUCUUCCUGCAGCUGCAGCAGGCGGGCAUCUCCCUGGGGGAGGAAGGGGUGCUGGGAUCACUGGGAAUGAUGGAGGUGGGUCGGCUGGCUUCUCUGGAGGGAUCUCUGUUCGACGGUCUGCUGGCUCUGCUGGACCGAUUAAAAGCUGACAUGCUGGGGAGACUGCUGGAGUCCCUCAUGAGAGAGAUCACAGAAAAAACCAGACCGUACCGCCAAGAGAGGUGGUUGUCUGUUCCAUCCCAGCAUGACCAGUCCACCAUGUCCCUGUCCAGCUCGGCGUGUCCCAUGAUGCUUUGUGUCCGGGACAGACUGCUGAACCUUCACCAGGUGUUGAGUUUCUCUCUGUUCCAGCUGGCGUGGCAGGGCCUGGCGGAGAGACUCGACAACUUCCUCUACCAAGACGUGAUCCUGUCUAACCACUUCAGUGACGGGGGAGCUGCUCAGCUUCAGUUUGACAUGACCAGAAACCUUUUUCCUCUGUUUGGUCAUUACUGCAAAAGACCGGAGAACUUCUUCAAGCACGUGAAGGAGGCGUGCAUCAUCCUGUGUCUGAACGUCGGUUCUGCCGUUCUGCUGAGGAACGUUCUUAAAGAGUCCGAGCAGGAAGUGAACGAUGGUGAAACUGCAGGAGACCCUCCUCCAGAGUCGGUUCUGAACGAGAUGGGCGUUUACUGCCUGGCGCCGUGUGACGUGUUAAUUCUGCUCCACCUGAGAGCGUCGUGGCCCGGACAGUAACCCUUCCCCUGGCGGCGCUGCUUCAUGUACUUAUAUAUUUGUAAUCAGUGAAAGAUUUAAUGUAUCAGCUCUUUACAGUAGGAUUGCUAAAGGUAAUAAAGUCGGAGUCUUCUAAACUA
This is a messenger RNA of Cololabis saira (Pacific saury), 2533 nucleotides long. It is a transcript of the gene rint1, whose product is annotated as RAD50 interactor 1. Lineage: Eukaryota; Metazoa; Chordata; Actinopteri; Beloniformes; Belonidae. Gene Ontology annotation, biological process: retrograde vesicle-mediated transport, Golgi to endoplasmic reticulum; regulation of ER to Golgi vesicle-mediated transport; endoplasmic reticulum to Golgi vesicle-mediated transport. The record is from RefSeq and is a predicted model, not a curated record. The transcript has 15 exons. Bases 24 to 2414 code for a protein of 796 amino acids. Gene Ontology annotation, cellular component: Dsl1/NZR complex.